UAUUUUCCACUCAGUUUCUCGCGGUUUAAAAUGGCGGCGUUGAGCAGCGCCGAGUCCCCACCGGCCGUCUUCAACGGAGACAUCAUGAACCGCAAUCCGGCGCGGGACCCGGGACUGGACGAUCUGGGUGCGGGGCUCGAAGCCGCCUGUCCCGGAGGAGCGGCGAUGCCCGAAUGUCAACAAGACAUUCCCGAGGAGAUAUGGAACAUCAAACAGAUGAUUAAGCUAACUCAAGAGCACAUAGAAGCCCUUUUAGAUAAGUUUGGGGGAGAACACAAUCCACCAUCUAUAUACCUGGAGGCCUAUGAGGAAUACACAAGUAAGCUGGAUGCAUUACAACAGCGGGAACAGCAGCUUUUGGAGGCCAUAGGGAAUGGGACAGAUUUUUGCUCCUCGCCAACCCCCACCCUGAUGGAUGUGAAGGGGCAGUGCUUCCAGAGCAUUCCCUCUGCUCCAAACAACUUGGCUGUCCUGCAGACCCCCACUGACGCAACACGAGGCAAUCCCCGCUCACCCCAAAAACCCAUUGUAAGGGUUUUCCUGCCCAACAAACAGAGGACGGUGGUCCCAGCUCGUUGUGGGAUGACUGUGAGAGACUCGUUGAAGAAGGCUCUGAUGAUGCGAGGGUUGAUCCCAGAAUGCUGCGCGGUCUACAGGAUUCAGGAUGGGGAGAAGAAGCCCAUUGGCUGGGACACAGACAUUUCCUGGUUGACGGGAGAGGAGCUUCAUGUUGAGGUUUUAGAGAAUGUGCCACUGACGACCCAUAAUUUUGUGCGAAAGACUUUCUUCACGCUGGCCUUCUGUGAUUUCUGCCGGAAGCUGCUGUUUCAGGGAUUCCGCUGUCAGACUUGUGGCUACAAGUUCCACCAGCGCUGCAGUACAGAGGUCCCACUCAUGUGUGUCAACUACGAUCAGCUGGAUUUACUGUUGGCAUCAAAAUUUCUGGUGCAUCACCCCAUUACCCAGGAGGAGUUGUCAUCAGAGGGCACGACCCCUGUGUCAGAGAUGUGCCCCUCCCUCCCUCCAUCCACUGGGUCUCUGUGCCAUCCUACUGUGUCCCCAUCCAAAUCCAUUCCUAUCCCACAGCCCUUCAGACCCGGAGAGGAGGACCACCGCAACCAGUUUGGCCAGAGGGAUCGCUCUUCCUCCGCCCCUAACGUGCAUCUCAACACCAUUGAACCGGUCAACAUCGAUGAUUUGAUUCGUGAUCAAGGCUUACCAAGGUCAGAUGGAGCCCCCUCGCAACACCCAGCCCGCUGCUUGAGGAAGAACCGAACAAGGACCUCAAGCCCCCUUCUGUCCUCUCACCCCAAUGACAUUGUCUUUGAUUUUGAGCCUGAGCCAGUGUUCAGAGGCUCCACAACAGGCCUGUCGGCCACACCUCCUGCCUCCCUUCCUGGUUCCCUGACCAAUGUGAAGUUGUCGAAAUCACCGUGCCAACCGAGGGAGCGGAAGCCAUCGUCUUCAUCUGAGGACCGCAAUAAAAUGAAAACUCUGGGUCGACGGGACUCAAGCGACGAUUGGGAGAUCUCAGAGGGUCAGAUCACCCUGGGUCAGCGGAUAGGGUCUGGUUCCUUUGGAACAGUCUACAAGGGAAAGUGGCAUGGUGAUGUGGCGGUAAAGAUGUUGAAUGUCACAGCUCCCACUCCACAACAACUACAGGCCUUUAAGAAUGAAGUGGGUGUCCUCAGGAAAACCCGCCAUGUGAAUAUCCUGCUUUUCAUGGGCUACACCACCAAACCCCAGCUGGCUAUUGUUACACAGUGGUGUGAAGGCUCAAGUCUCUACCACCACCUGCACAUCAUCGAGACCAAGUUUGAGAUGAUCAAGCUGAUUGACAUCGCCCGCCAAACAGCUCAGGGCAUGGACUAUCUGCAUGCCAAGUCCAUCAUCCAUAGAGAUCUGAAGAGCAACAAUAUCUUCUUGCACGAGGACCUGACAGUAAAGAUUGGUGAUUUCGGUCUGGCUACAGUGAAGUCCCGCUGGAGUGGCUCACACCAAUUUGAGCAGCUUUCUGGCUCGAUCUUGUGGAUGGCUCCGGAGGUGAUCAGACUGCAGGAUAAAAACCCUUAUAGUUUCCAGUCAGAUGUCUACGCAUUUGGCAUAGUGUUAUAUGAGCUUAUGUCAGGGGCUCUGCCUUACUCAAACAUCAACAACAGAGACCAGAUUAUCUUUAUGGUUGGCCGGAGUUACCUGUCCCCCGACCUGAGCAAAGUGCGCAGUAAUUGCCCCAAGGCCAUGAAAAGACUUAUGGCAGAUUGUCUGAAGAAGAAGAGAGAGGAAAGACCACUUUUCCCUCAGAUCCUGGCCUCCAUUGAAUUAUUGGCACGCUCUCUGCCCAAGAUCCACCGCAGCGCCUCUGAGCCAUCCUUGAACCGCGCUGGCUUCCAGACGGAGGAUUUCAGCUUGUACGCCUGCGCUUCCCCCAAAACGCCCAUUCAAGCUGGUGGCUAUGGUGAAUUUUCAGCAUUUAAAUAGUGCUGCACAUCCUCAAACUCCCUCCCUUGUCACUUUUUAUGACGUCUCGUGUUCCUACGGUGGGUUCAUCCAUAAACGCAGAAAAGGACUUGUUUCAAAGAAUGUGCUGUUUUCUUCCUCUUUACCCGAAGAGCUACGGCCUCAAUGGAAUUGCUUUUUUUUUAAAGGACUCUGCAAAGUGUCAUUGCUGAUUUCACAAAAAUGUCAUAAACAGAAAAUAGGACAGCUCAAAGCAGCAUUAAAUACGAAUGACUGAUAUGCGAAACAAAACCAUGGUUACUGGGAGCGGAGGCAAAAACAAAAAUCGUUUGUAGUGGGGAAAAAUUCUUACCCUGAAAAAAAGGAGGCGCGAGUUUGGGUUUUGCUGCCUGUGAAGAGGAAAGACUGAAAUAGCACAGUGAUUUUGGGAGCAUAAGCCCCGCUUUUGCUCUGCCCCUUGAGGGGAAGAACACACAGCACUGGCUAACCAGAAAACAUGGUCCAUGUUUGGACCAGUGGCAAGUGAUGGAAAAAAAUCCUUCAUUGGACGACAUAAAGGGGAGGACGUCAGCUCGCAGCCAGUCGUGGAGAAGUGCUGAAUGUCAGGCGAUAACUUGAAUGAUAUUAAGAAAUGUUUCUUCCUCUUACAGUGAAUUUAUUACCAGUGAUGUUGCCUAUGGCUGGAGUUGCUAAUAAUACACGUUUCUCUGUCUUUUGGCCUUUUGUUUUCUCCUGGGUCUUAAGUUGUAGAUAGACUGACUCGGGAUGUUUCUUUCUACAGAUAUGGUUUGUGAGCAAGGGUAAAUGAAGCAAGCAUAGAAAGGUCACUGACCUCUUGACCAGCUAUUCUAGAAUUGAACAUUAGGAGAUUUUCUAAAUUCCUGUAGAAUUUUUUUUUUUUUUUUUUUUCAACAAGGCAAUCUCCAAGGAAUCUAGUAGCUUUUUAAUUUUAUAUAACUAUAUCAGAGAAACCAGAUUAAUCGAUAAAUGCACCACACAAAGAACCCCGGGUAAAUAUACUGUAUUUAGCCUCUGUUUAGAAGUGCAUUUCUGGGGUGGAUAAAAAAUACUUGAAAGCUGUUUCUGUGUUCCUAAAGGAUGCCUUGUGGUAGCUCAAGUUAAUUUUCUGAAUAAGGCACUCUUCAUUAGAGCUGUCAAAGGUAAUAUUAUUUGACUCUGAAGUUGCUUGUAGAACAAAAACCCAAUGUAUAAAGCAAACACGAUGCCUUAUGAAUUUCAGGUGUGGGCGAAGUAUUUCUGUACUUGUAUUUCACUGCAAGUUUCAAGUUUAUGCUUUACUGUUGUUAUGAGAAGCCAUUCCUUUGAGGCCCAAAUGGUUAAAUGAAGUUAUUUUUGUUCCAUUCGGAAAUCCCAAUGGACCUUGCAUCACUGGCGUUCAUUCUGAUACAUUCGUUCACGGGUCAUGGCUUUUUUUUAUCGUUGUUUUCGUGUUACAGACAGGCAGGCCUGCAAAGUUACAUUAAUUUAUAUUGCUUUAAUUUUAUUACUUUUUGUUUAGUGUUUCAAAACCUUUGGAGUGGUGUGUGUAUAUAUGCAGUAUAUAUAUAUAUUUUCUCUCACUCGUUCUGUGAUCGCUGAAAUGGACAUUUCAAGCAGUGUGUCUGCACUUUGUAAAAAUGACUGAUUCAGAUAAGCAAUUUGCCUUUUUAAAGACUAAUAUAUUUUGUCAUAUUAAGAGGAUGAAGCAUGGAUUAAAGGAUUCCAAAACGAAAAGCUAGGUAGGGCCAUGGGACACUAAAAACCAAAGCUUGAUCCAACAUCCUUACGCCAUCUCCGUCCACCUUCGCUAUUGCUGGACAACUGGAUCUUCAACCAAAUUGUUUCACCCUAUGAUUUCCAUAGACCUCCUGAGCUCCCGUCCAACUCGCAUAGUAUCGAAACACUGACGCUUUGUUUUUACGUGAACAAAGUGGUCUAAAGCUUUGGGCCGUGGUGACUCUAGCACUGUGUAGCCCUAAAGUUCUCCUGGACACUCUAGACGUUGGACAUGCCCUCGUUUGGAAUAAAUCAGUGCUUUUUUGUUACUUUGGCCUCUUUGUAUUGAAACCUGCUCUUGCGUCAGUGGCUCCGCUGCCACGGCCUCCUUUUUCUUGUAUGAAACUAAAAAAUACAAAUACACAAAAUGCUCGAUAAUACACAGAUUACCGAGGCUCUGCACUUGAUCCGCCAUUUGCGCUCCGUUACAAAAGCAAAGACACGCUUCUUGCUUCUAUUCAGAAGGAUUUAAUUAUUUAUUUUGUUUCUUUUCAAUUAUUUUUAUAAGAAAUUUCAAGGGUUAUGCUCUGUGAAUCGGUUAUUUGUUUAACACGCCACUUACACUUGCCCUUAAGAGGAGUGCAAGUUUCAGCUUCAUGACCCUGUUGGUUGUGGCAGUGGUCACUGUCCUGACAUGUACAGGAUAGACAUUUAAAUGGAGUUGGAGUGCCCCGUAUGUUGUGGGCUAAACAGUUCUCAAAUUAAGCUGGCAAACCUAACAUGGGUUGCGUAUAGAGAUGUAUUUUAAGAGUGCUGUAUUUAUUUUCUAUGGGAAUGUAACUGAAGAAGGUCUGUAUUUCGUAGGAUUGCACCUUGUCUCUGGACUACUUGGGGACCUGCUUUGAGAUCUCUCUCUCUCUGUGUAUCCUCUAAACCAAUUUUCCUCCAAUCUUUUCUUUUGUUUUUCAUAAAUUAGUUUCAUCCAAACCCCUUUUUAUUCGUUUUGCUUUUUAAGUCCCUAACUGGUCCUUCAACAGAAAACAAAACCUCCAUGUCACAUUCCUUUCUGUUGCCUUGCCUGCACUUUAAACCCCAGUGUAAGUACUUUCAAGUGAGAACUGUCAUACAGAUGUUUUGGGAGACUCUUUUCACCUGUAAAUAGCUGUACAAAGAAAGUACUGUCCGUUUGCUAGGAGGCAUGGAGCUAAAAACAAUGAAAUGACUUCAAAUGUUUCAACUUAAGAAAUAAAGGUUAAGAAAAGACAUUUUGAUAGAUGAAAUUCUGAGAAAAUAUUUCUGUGUAAAAAUAUUUAAAACUGUAUUAUAUAAAAGGAAAAAGAGCUUAAUGUAUUUGAUGUGAAUAUGAAAAACUGAUAUAUUAAAGACAUGCAUGAAAACUGU
Molecule: messenger RNA, 5574 nt
Organism: Myxocyprinus asiaticus (Chinese sucker)
Lineage: Eukaryota; Metazoa; Chordata; Actinopteri; Cypriniformes; Catostomidae
Product: serine/threonine-protein kinase B-raf-like
Exons: 20
Coding region: 31-2478 (815 amino acids)
Biological process (GO): signal transduction; protein phosphorylation
Cellular component (GO): mitochondrion; plasma membrane; cytosol
Molecular function (GO): protein kinase activity; ATP binding
Source: RefSeq, a predicted model, not a curated record